AUGUUCUCCAAUAGGAAUGAAUCACAUGUCGUCUCGUACACAAUAGUGGCCAUGUGGAUUGCAAUGGUGGUGGGAUGUUGUGCCUCUCUAGUGAUGGCCGCCUCACCUACUGAAUUAAUUGUUAGUAAGCAGGCCAUUCAAUCACAACUUGCAGCUUUGCAAAAACAAUUAACGGAUGUUAGAUUGGCAAAAUAUACCUUGUCAGGAUUGAAGGAAGCAACUGGAAUUAUUUCAUCAAAUUCCAUUUCUGUCAAUGGUGUAUCAUCUUUGGAUGUGGAUUCCCUUGGAGCAGAAGUUUCUGAUCAAUAUCAAGAAUUGGAAAGACAUGAAAGAUCUGUGUUAUUGAAAAUGGCAGUUGUUCAAAGAAGUCUUGAAGUUAUUACUGUCAAUAUAUCCAUGUCUGGAUAUAAUCCAAUGCUAAAGAGAAUUGCUUCAAACAUAUAUGGAACAACAUACAUUGCACCAAAUGGAAGUUUAUUUUAUUAUGGCGCAAUCAAUUCUGCUCUUCUAAAUGGAAGACCUGGAUACGUUUCUGGUUCAUAUAUUCAAACUUAUCCAACUGCUGUUGACAUGUCUCCUUUGGGAGGUGAUGUUGUAACUCAAGUUUAUGGAGGAAGAUCAUACUUUUAUGCGGUAACCUCUAAGGGAGACGUAUGGCAUUGGGGAGGAAAUGAUGGCACCAUUGGUUCAAUCUGUUCUUGUGGUCCACAGGCAUCAGCUGGUUCUUCAUAUGUAUUGAGAAAACUUGAUUUUGGACUUAUUGGUAAGGCCGUUAUGUCAAAGAAAAUUGUUUGUGAUCAAUCAAUUGAUAACAACUACGGUCAGUAUGGAACCUUUGAUUGUUUCAUGCUUUCAAUGGAAGGGGAGCUUUACUUUAUGGGUGUGUGGGUUUUCGACGGUAAUAGUGGUUGGUCAAUUAGAUCAACGUACAAUUCAAACAAGGUCAGAAAGUUAAAGAUUCAAAUUAAUGGUGUUGAAAAAUUCGCAUCUGACUUGGCUGUAUCUCAAACAGCUGUUCCGGCUUAUUCUGCUAUUGCUGGAGGAAUUCUUAGAAAUGGUGCUGCUAUCUGUGUUAUUGACAGAGACAAUGCAACCAAUAUUUAUUGCACAGGUGAUAACAACGGUGGUCAAUUUGGAGAUGGUUCAAUUGCUCCAACAAAUAUUCCAUUGACUUUGGAUAUUGCGUCUACAAGUUGGGUCGUGGCCAAGACGCAAGCAUCGUCUUCAGGUGAGAUUUUCUCUCAAAUUUAUGGAGCCUUGAAAACUCUGUAUGCUGUUGGUGCUACAGGUAAGGUUCACUCAUGGGGAUCAACUGGUACAUUGUUGGCAAGAGUUGCUACCGAAUCAAAUGCCAAGAUUGGUAGAACAACCUUCUCCAGCUAUUUUUCAGUCUCAAAGAUUUGCACCUCUCCUGCAACAGACAUUGUCUUUUUGGUUAGUUCUGCAAAUAAUGAGGUAUAUGUUUUGGGAGCUCUGAAUGGAGACAAUUUUGACUAUCCUUAUCAACCACAAGCAUUCAAGGGAAAGCAAUUUGUUGAUUGUGAAGUCAAUGAAAAUAAUGUGUUUGUCCUCUUUGCUAAUGGACAAGUAUAUGCAAAGGGUAGAAAUGAUGCUGCACACUUAAUGGUUGGUUUCACAACACCUUCAGUUACUGGUAAUCUAAUGGGAUUAGUCUACCCAUUGACUGAAUCAUUCAUUCCUGUAUACUAUCAAUAAACCAAAAAGCAACUUUGAUACAAAGUCCUUUCGCUGUAUUAUCAUACUGUAAUCAUGCACCAAAAUAAGUCCAUUCCCAAAGGAUCAAAACACCCAUUCUGUCCAUUCAUUACUGGACUGUAGUGUUCAAUACGAAUUUGUAGAGAUGCAUCCUUAACUGAACUGUUACACAACAAUAUCUUUGCUUAGCAACAAUGAUAAUAUUGAUCAACGCGGAGAUUGUCUUCGUCCUAGCAUCAAAUCAUAAAAAAGACUAUUGUUAAACAAUGAUUUGGACACCACUACGCAUCAAUUUCACUUCAUCAUUAUCAUCAUUAAGGAAUAUGAAUACAUCAAAUAUCGGUAAUAACAAUAGAGGAAAAGGAAUACAACUCACACUAGCUCUCCUCAGCCUCAUUGUUCUAUUAACCUUAUUAUUUUGUAAUAACAUAAUUAGUUGCCAAAAACUUCCUUCCCCAACCGAUUACUUUUCCAAAAUUCUGCCAAAUGUUCUCAAGGACAAUAAGAAAACUCUCUCUGCACAAAGAGCUAAGCGUAUUGAUGAACUAUCAAAACUAGCAACAAAUUAUUUGGAAAUGGAAGAAAUGUUAGAAAUUGAGGAAAAGAUGCAAAUUUCCCAAUCGGCCAUUCAAGCAAGAAAGACCAAAAUUUUCAAUAUUGCCACUCUUAUCAAUACAUUGACCAAUGAAGUUCAAUUAAUUGAUAGUUAUUGCGAAAAUAGACUUGGACAAAACUGCGAAAUUCCAACAUGUUUUGGAAAAUACAAAGAUGGUGUUCAAGUGGUUUGUGGAGGAAAUGGUAAAUGUACUGAUGUCGACACUUGUCAAUGUGAUAAGGGAUACUCAGGAAUUGAAUGUACAUAUUAUAAAUGUUAUGGAAUAAUCUCCUCUGACUCUUCCGUUUGUUCAGGAAAUGGAGUUUGUGUUUCAUCUGACAUUUGUAAUUGUAGAAAGGGCUUCUUUGGUGGUAAUUGUAGUCAAACAGAGUUCACUGGAUACAUUAUGUAUUCAAAUGGUAAGAAUAGACUGACUGGUACCAAUAGUGUUCCAAAAACAUGUAGAGAAUAUUAUCUUAAUUAUAGAGAGAUGUGCGGCAUGUUAAUGUGGUACAUCAAACAUUAUGAAUUUCAG
Molecule: messenger RNA, 2846 nt
Organism: Naegleria gruberi
Lineage: Eukaryota; Heterolobosea; Eutetramitea; Acrasida; Naegleriidae
Exons: 2
Coding region: 1-1716 (571 amino acids)
Cellular component (GO): cytoplasm
Molecular function (GO): guanyl-nucleotide exchange factor activity
Source: RefSeq, a predicted model, not a curated record